Molecule: messenger RNA, 16347 nt
Organism: Cherax quadricarinatus
Lineage: Eukaryota; Metazoa; Arthropoda; Malacostraca; Decapoda; Parastacidae
Source: RefSeq, a predicted model, not a curated record
UCUUGACGAGUCAACUUGUUUACAUCAUUUCUCGCGUCCGGGACCAUAUCUCGGAACCAAGCCUUAGGAUUAAUAUUAUUCACAUCUGAAAAGAAUAACCAUCAUUUAUGACCUAUCUUCUGAACAUAAUUGACCGAUACUAAAAGGAUUUGUUAUAAAGAAAGGGUGUAUUAAAUUACGCCAAGAUAAGUCGUCGAAGUAAACGGGUUGUGAGUGUGCGAUUCUCACACACUCGAAGAUGGUGGUGUGGAUUAUUGCUUGGUGUGGUCCUGGGCUGUGCUGUGGCAGCAACCAUCUUAACCAGGCUUGAUGGCUCAGAUCCCACAAAUGUGCUAGGACUAACACCGCGAGAGGUACGCCUGGCAGAGCGGGUACGGGAAAUGGAGCAGCAGAAUCAGUUGUUAAGGAGGCAGCUGAGCAUCUCCCAGAAUCAACUGAUACAAGCUUGGGGUGCUGAGGGGGAGGAGAACACAGACAAGCUGGGAGAUGGCACAGGCAAUGGAGAACAAGGUGCUACUAAGUGCAAAGAAAAGGAAUUGGGUGUGCCAAAAUGUGAGGUGCUUCAAAUAGCCAUAGUGUGUGCAGGAUACAAUUCUUCACGAUCAGUAGUGACACUCUUCAAGUCUCUCUUGUUCUAUCGUCGUAAUCCACUUCACUUCCAUAUGAUUGCUGAUGCCAAAGCUCAGGUUGUCUUGCAUACGCUUUUUUCAUCAUGGAAUGUUCCUCAUGUUGAGGUGAGCUUUUAUUUAACGGAUAAUUUAGCUGCCGAUAUCUCAUGGGUUCCAAACAAGCAUUACUCUGGAGUGUUUGGGCUCAUGAAGCUUACUCUCAACAAAGCUCUUCCAUCAUCACUCAAGAAAGUUAUUGUUUUAGAUACAGAUAUUACAGUGGCUACAGACAUUGCAGAACUGUGGAAUCUAUUUUCAAAAUUUGGACCAAAACAGUAUAUUGGCCUGGUAGAAAAUCAAAGUGACUGGUACUUGGGUAAGCUGUGGAAGUCUCAUCGCCCUUGGCCGGCUCUUGGUCGAGGUUAUAACACUGGUGUCAUUCUCAUUCGGUUGGAUGUCAUGAGGAGAAGUAACUGGUCUCAAAAGUGGAAACUAAUAGCAGAAAGGGACUUGACAACGCUCUUCUCCACCCAACUUGCUGAUCAAGAUAUAAUUAAUGCUGUUAUCAAGGCCAUUCACUGGAACUCGCCAAAGAUGAAGGUAAAGAAUAAGCAUGUAGAAUUUUUUCGAAAUUUGCACCUGACCUUUCUAGAAUAUGAUGGGAAUCUGCUUCGACGGGAACUUUUUGGCUGCAAUAACUCUCGCUAUAUCACCGCAUCUAAUUCACUGUCACAGUUAAGUGAAGAAGAUGAAUGCUAUGAGUUUCGUCGUGCUCGUCAGACUAAUUACCGCACACACUUGUUCUUCCUCGACCAUGAAUAUGAUCCUACGACAGAUGGUUAUGAUGUGACACUUGUUGCUACUCUCUCCAUGGAUCGUUUGCAAAUGGUAGAACAGCUUCUAACACACUGGGAUGGUCCUGUAAGUCUGACACUGUACAUGUCAGAUGCAGAAGCUCAGCAGUUCCUGUCCUAUACCCAGAGUUCAGAAAUCAUUGCUAACAGGAAAAAUGUUGCAUAUCAUGUUGUUUACAAAGAGGGGAAUUUUUAUCCUGUCAAUUUCCUUCGUAAUGUUGGGGUGCAACAUGUAAAUACACCAUACGUCUUCCUAACAGAUAUAGACUUUCUUCCCAUGUUUGGCCUUUAUGUCUACCUAAGAAAAACACUUCAAAAUUUACACCCUGAUGAUAGCAAAAAGCUAAGCAGGGAAGAUUUAUGUGUAAAAAUCCUCAAGAGGGAAUUUGUGGAUGACAUUAACCGGAAACAUAAUAGUGACAUCGCUCUCCAAUAAAACCAGUGUUAACUGUGGAAUUUCUGUUUUCCAAUUUAUAUUGAAGAAAGACUGUUGCAUCAUAAUUAAGUACAGGUCAGCCAUCACUAAUCUGGCCAGAUUACAGCGGUUAGGUUAGAAUACACUUAAUUAACCCAUCAAUAGAGAGACUGCUACAUCUUCCUCAUUUUCAUCACUGCUUUCUCCUCCAUGGCUUGCUGCUGUAGAUUUACAACCAUCUGCACAAUUUCCGAGUCAGUAUAAUGAUGAAAUUUGAAAUUAUGCUAGCCAAAAUUAGUGCCGGAUUACUGAUGGAAUCAGAUAACUGAUUGCCAGAUUAGUGAUGCAUGACCUGUAUUAGUUAAGUCUUUUAUUGUGUCAAAGUUGUCAACUUAACAAAAAAAUUUAUUUUGCAGUAUACUAUUAUUACAACCCCUAAAAAUUUAUUGAAAAUGUAGGAAAUUACUAAUGUGUUCAGGAAACAAUUUUAAUUGGUAAUUCAUUUAUCAAAUGAAUUUGUAAUGUUUUAAUUGUUUGUAGAAUUUAUAAACUUGGUAACUUUUAUUUCUGGUAUCUCAUAAGUUUUCAUCCAAUUAAAAAGUAGUUGAAUUCUUGGUGUACUUAUCUUACAAAGGGAAACAGAUGUGUAAUAGUUUGGAUGUGCCAAGAUACCACCACAUCUGUUGUUUUGGUCUCAAAAGUGCCAAUUGUUAAGAGAGAUCUUUACAAAUAUUAGCUUCACUAUGUGCAAGCAUUUAACCUGGCUUUCUUGAGCUGAUUAACCUUAUAUAAACAACGAAAUGCAAGAUCUGUCUCAUUUAAAGGUGAUACAAGCAAAUUUUGCUUAAGAUAUUAUAUUUUUUGUAUUUAGAGAUACAGUAUUACUUAAUAUAUUCAGAUAGCAUUGAUAUGUGUAAUUUUUGAACUGGGUUUAUUAUUACAGUGUAGGUAUAUUAUCUAUAGCUGUUACCCAAGUUAUCAACAUUCUGAAAUGAGGUACAGUAUUUUCCAUUUUAUUGUACUCCUGUGAAUAAUCUACUUAAAAAUUUUAAUUUUUUAUGAAUAUUUCUGUAAUGAUUUUCUUUUAUAGAAAGUUUGUUUUUUAAACAUAACAUUUUGUUUGUUAUAUUAAACAGUUUAAUCUUUAUUAAUAAACACUAUUUUGUAUGGGAUUUCUAGCCUUUAGUGUUGUGCAUUUUUCUUUAUAUAAUCAGCUGUCCUAUAUACAUUAUCUAUAUUUAGUAAAAAUUUGGUGCUGUUUCAAUUACCCCAUGAAGCAGACCUGUCCUCUCAUUUAUGCUGCAGUAUUUUAAUGGUAAAGCUCUAUACUUCCAGUUGCAUUAUACUGUAUCAUAGUCAAAACUCAUUCAGUGAGUGUUGGUUGUCUGUGAUUUUUCUUAAGGCAAGUUAGUGUAUUUGAAUCUUUAUGAAUAACUAUAUUAUUUUAUAAACUGUAUCCUUAAUUUAUACUCCUCAUGAAAUUUAAGUAUAGCAGAAUGUAUACUUUUAUAUUAUUUUAUAUACUGUAUCCUUAAUUUAUAUUCCUCAUGAAAUUUAAGUAUAGCAUAAUGCAUUAGAAUAAGUUUCUAGAUAUAGGCUGUAAUGUACUACUGCUUUACAGAUGUACCUGUGUUCACUUCAAGGUCAUACCAUGCAUAAGAGCAUUUACUUUUUUUCUUAAGAUGCUGAAAUUUUCAAAAACUAUUGCCUGUAUUUAAAAGUUAUUUUGAAGCAUUUAUCAUGUGCUCUCUGGUUUACAGAACGAAGGGUGUACCUUUAGUAGAUUUCUUUCUUAUACAUGUCUUCCAGCUUGAUAGAAAGUGGAGAUUAGUACAAAUAUGUGCUACUAGUGUUGGUUUUACAACAUUUAACUGGCAUGAGAGGGUCUUUACCACAGUAUUGUUGAUCUCAUAUCAUGGUAUAAAGGUUGUGUCUUGGUUUAUUGGGUUUUGUUAACUUAAUGAAUAAAGCCACUUUUAGAACCCUACUUUUGAUCAGUACUGUUUUCAAAUCACAGACCUGGUGGAGCUCAAACCCACCCAUUCUCUGAUUUGUUUGCAAUUGUGUUAUGUUUUUGUGAGUACUGUGUAUGAUUAUUUAUACUGUAUCUUAUAAAAUACACUUAUUCAGUGCACAGAACCCUCUGAAAUCUAUUUAUAAUGGGAGUGGGUGAGGACCAAACAUUUUUAACACUUUAACUGUCCAAAGAUAGAUCUACAUUUUUACUGCUAGUGCUCUGAAUUUUUUUUUUAUGUAAGAAACAGAGAGCAAUUUUCUGUGUAAAAAAUUUGAGUGUCAGUACUUUUUGAGAUAUAAGGCAGCAAAGUUGGCACUGGAUGCUCAAUAUGGAGUCCUGCUUGCAGAAAUAUUACCAAUUUAACUUUUUUCUCUUUUUUUUUUCAACAAACUGGCCGUGGCCCAAAAAGAAAAACAAAAGUUUCUCUUUUUAAAUUUAGUAAUUUAUACAGGAGAAGGGGUUACUAGCCCCUUGCUCCCGGCAUUUUAGUCGCCUCUUACAAAACGCACGGCUUAUGGAGGAAGAAUUUUGUUCCACUUCCCCAUGGAGAUAAGAGGAAAUAAACAAGAAUAAGAACUAGAAAGAAAAUAUUUUUAUACGUACAGUGGACCCCCGAGUUUCGGCAGCCUCGACUUUCGCGAAAUUCGACCUUCGGCGAGUUUUUUUUCUUUUAAAGUUUGGCCUCGAGUUUCGUGAAAAAACUCGUGUUUCAGCGACCGUCCGGUACCCGUCUGCCCGUCACUGUACACACAAAGCCAGUCUCCCACGCCAUUCACGCUCAGUGUGCCAUUGUUUACCAACACGUGACCAUCACCCCGCGGGUUCAUGCAAUACAUUUCAUAAUAAUCCAUUGUUUUUUGUGCUUGCAACUGCUAAAUAAGUCAUCAUGGAUCCAAGGAAAGCUAGUGCAAACCCUUUGGUAAAUAAAGUGAGUGACGGGUGUGGAAGAGUUGGUGGAGGACCACAGGGAAGAGCUAACCACUGACGAACUGCAAGAGCUUCAACUGGAACAGCAUCAGACCACAGCCAAGGAACUUGCUUCAGAGGAGGAGAAAGAGGGAGUGGAUGAGGUGCCUUCUUCAGUGAUUAAGGACAUGUGUGGAAUGUGGAAUGAGUUGCAAAGUUUCACCCUGACCAAGCUGAAACAAGCCGUAUCUGCAACUUGUACAAUGACAGUGUUGUGUCCCACUUCAGGGAAAUCUUAAAGAAACGCCAGAAAAAGACCUCUCUGGAUAGAUAUUUUGUGCGUCAGGGGUCCAGUGACUCUCAAGUUGUUCCCAGUGGCAUUAAAAGAAGAAGGGAAGUAACCCCAGAUAAGGACUUGCUACCUAAAGUCCUAAUGGAAGGAGAUUCUCCUUCCAAACAAUAGUGUACACCUUCCUCCUAUCACCUCCUCCCAUCUUCCAUCCACCCAGAAGUCUUCAGUAAAGGUAAGUGUAAUGUUAUUAUUUAUUUUAAAUGAAUGUACUUGAUUUCUGAUUGUUUUUAUUAUGUAAAUCUUUAUUUAAUUUGAAAAAAAAAUAUUUUAUUUUAAUAUUUUUGGGUGUCUGGAACGGAUUAAUUUUAUUUCCAUUAUUUCUUAUGGGGAAAAUGGUUUCGAGUUUCAUGAAUUUCGGCCUUUGGCGGGCUCUCUGGAACGGAUUAAUCACGAAACUCGGGGGUCCACUGUAUAUACUACUAAACUGUUGUAUUCUGGGCACCUCUGCAAAAACAGUGAUUAUGUGUGAGUGAGGUAAAAGUGUUGAAUGAUGAUGAAAGUAUUUUCUUUUUGGGGAUUUUCUUUCUCUUUGGGUCACCCUGCCUCGGUGGGAGACGGCUGACAUGUUGAAAAAAAAAAAAAAAAAGUAUGUGUAGUGUGACCUAAGUGUAAGUAGAAGUAGCAAGACAUACCUGAAAUCUUGCAUGUUCAUGAGACAGAAAAAAGGACACCAGCAAUCCUACCAUCAUGUUAAACAAUUUCAGGCUUUCGUUUUACACUCACUUGGCAGGACGGUAGUACCUCCCUGGGCAGUUGCUGUCUACCAACCUACUUCCUAGGUUAAUUAGUUUUUAUGUUCUGAUAAUCACAAUUUAUAGUAGAUCUUGUGAUAUAGCCAAUUUUUGUUCUUACACAAAUAUUAAGUAUGGAUAUAGUAAUGAAAUAGUAACAAACACAUUGAUAGGUGAACAUGUUCACCUGCCUCAGUCACAUUAUGUUAUCUAGAAAUAUAUACAAAUUAUUUAUAUAGUAGGUUCCAGCAAUGUUUUUAGAAGUGCUGGAGUAUAUGAAACUCCUUGAAGCACAGUGUCAGACAGAGUGGCACACUAAAUUGCUAAUGGUGCAGUCACUAAACAUUGCUGCACCAUCAGCACUACCCCCAGUGAACCAUGGCAUGUUUUCAAUUUAUUCUCACUGUUCCAUACACACAAGCAUGACUGUUUCUGUCUAUCUGUCUCAGAGAGAGCUACUCAUGAACUUCAUCAUAAGCUAGCCAAACAGGUAUUACACAUGUUGCAGUGUUGUCACAUCUGCACAACUGGAAACAUACAACUGUGGCCAAAAUGUGUAUUACAGUGGUCCCUCGUUCAUCCAUUCCUGGAAGUGCGACGAUUAUCGAAUCAAUUUUCCCCAUAAGAAAUAAUGUACAUACAAUUAAUCCAUUCCUGACACCCAGAAGUAUUAAAACAAAUUUUUUUUUUUUACAUGAAAUAUAGAUGUAGUACAUAAACAACACAAUGGGACAUGAUGAAUGAAACAUUAAGAGCAAAACACUUACCUUUAUUGGCGAUUCUUCUUAGUGUAUGGAGACUGGAGGGGGAGAGAGAUUGGAUUAGUUACUGUUUGGAAGGGGAAUCCCCUUCCAUCAACACCUCAGGUACCCAGUCCUUUUCUGGGGUUACUUCUCUUCUCUGUUUAUUAAUACCACUAGGACCAGCUUGAGAGUCACUGGCCUAAAAUGGGCCAAGACUCUGUCACUGUACAAGUUGCCGAUAUGGCUUGCAACAUCCUUCUCUGGGUGAUGUUUCUCCAUAAAUCUUUCCAUUCUACCCCACAUUUCAAAAAUCUCCUUAAUUUCUGAAGAAGGCACCUUCUUCCAUCUCUCUUCCUCCUCCUCUGCAGCAAGAUUCUGAGCUGCGAUCUGUUGCUCUUUCUGCUGAAGCUCUUGCAGCUCUUCAGUGGUUAGCUCUUCGUUGUGGUCCUCCACCAACUCUUCCACAUCCUCCAAACUCACAUCCAACCCCAUGGAACUCCCCAAUGCCACAAUAAAUUUCACAACUGACAUAGGCUCAUCAGGGUCAGCCACAAACCCUUCAAAAUCCCUCUUGUGGACACAAUCUGGCCAAUUUUCUCCAAGCAGAGUUCAAAGUCCUGGUAGUCACUCCCUCCCAAGCCUUACCUACUGUUCAAUGAUGUUUUUCUUAAAUUCAAUCGUAUUUCUCACCUUUACCAAAAGCUUGGCACUAGGAGCUUUCUUUGGAGCCAUGGUAGCUUAUUUAGCACUUGCAAGCACUAAAAUGAAUGGAAUAUUAUGAAAUAUUUCGUAUGAACAAGUGAAGGGACCGUCGCUCACUGGUAAACAAUGGCACACUGGCUGGGAAGGGAGGCCGAUGCGGCUCAGAGCCGUGAAUACGUGUCCAGGACGAACAAUGAUUAGCGAGUCAACCGACCAUUUCCGAGCCAAUGUUUGGACGAAAAUAACGCGACGAUUUCCGAAAAGGAUGACUAUUGAGCCGGACAAUUAUCGAGGGACCACUGUACUUGCCACAGUCAUGCUUAUGCCUCAUAUCUACUAGCACAGUACACUGUAUAGCACUUAGUUUGGCUUUUUUUUUUUCAACAAGUCGGCCGUCUCCCACCGAGGCAGGAUGACCCAAAAAAGAAAGAAAAUCCCCAAAAAGAAAAUACUUUCAUCAUCAUUCAACACUUUCACCACACUCGCACAUUAUCACUGCUUUUGCAGAGGUGCUCAGAAUACAACAGCUUAGAAGCAUAUACGUAUAAAGAUACACAACAUAUCCCUCCAAACUGCCAAUAUCCCAAACCCCUCCUUUAAAGUGCAGGCAUUGUACUUCCCAUUUCCAGGACUCAAGUCCGACUAUAUGAACAUAACCGGUUUCCCUGAAUCCCUUCACUAAAUAUUACCCUGCUCACACUCCAACAGAUCGUCAGGUCCCAAGUAUCAUUCGCCUCCAUUCACUCCUAUCUAACACGCUCAUGCACGCUUGCUGGAAGUCCAAGCCCCUAGCCCACAAAACCUCCUUUACCCCCUCUUUCCAACCCUUUCGAGAUGACCCCUACCCCUCCUUCCUUCCCCUAUAGAUUUAUAUGCUUUCCAUGUCAUUCUACUUUGAUCCAUUCUCUCUAAAUGACCAAACCACCUCAACAACCCCUCUUCUGCCCUCUGACUAAUGCUUUUAUUAACUCCACACCUUCUCCUAAUUUACACACUCCGAAUUUUCUGCAUAAUAUUUACACCACACAUUGCCCUUAGACAGGACAUCUCCACUGCCUCCAACCGUCUCCUCGCUGCUGCAUUUACCACCCAAGCUUCACAUCCAUAUAAGAGUGUUGGUACUACUAUACUUUCAUACAUUCCCUUCUUUGCCUCCAUAGAUAACGUUUUUUGACUCCACAUAUACCUCAACGCACCACUCACCUUUUUUCCCUCAUCAAUUCUACGAUUAACCUCAUCCUUCAUAAAUCCAUCCGCCAACACGUCAACUCCCAAGUAUCUGAAAACAUUCACUUCUUCCAUACUCCUCCUCCCCAAUUUGAUAUCCAAUUUUUCUUUAUCUAAAUCAUUUGAUACCCUCAUCACCUUACUCUUUUCUAUGUUCACUUUCAACUUUCUACCUUUACACACAUUCUCAAACUCAUCCACUAACCUUUGCAAUUUUUCUUUAGAAUCUAGGGUUAUCCUAGGUAAUUUACAUUAUGUAUGAUAGCUAUACUUAUGUGUAUGUGUGCCCUUGAUUCUGUUCAAUUACAUUUGCUUGGUAUGUAUUUCUUAAAGGACAGGCAUCCCUUGUACAGAAUGAAGGACUAAGUAAGUUUAUUUAGGCACAGAUACACAAAAAUAGUUCUCAUACAUUGUGUAAAUUACCUAGGAUAACCCAAAAAAGCCAGACAAAGUGCUAUACAGUUGAACCCACAGUUUCAGCCGUAAUCCAUUCCAGAAGGUUGGCCUAAACUCAAAACAGCCAAGAGUCAAAGCAAUAUUUCCCAUAAGAAAUAAUGUAAAUCCAGUUAAUCCAUUCUGCUGUCAGGAGGCAUGACAAAAUAAUACUUCGAUAUGAAGCUAUUAUGGUAUCUACAGCUUAUUUAUCUAUCACAAUUCAUCUAAUAUGACAUAAAAUAAUAAUAAAUAACAUAAAAACCUGAUACAUGUAUACACUCUAGAGUGAAUAAAAUAUGCCAUUACGUAUGUGGUGGCGGAGGGGAGGACAGUCGUUGCGGGCAUGCUCUCUCCAGCUAUGAAAAUGUCUUCCCAUUCUUUCCUCCUUCAGACAUGUUAGUAUAAGAGAAAAUAGAAUUUGUGAGGCUAAUUGCAUUAGAUCACUUCUUUCAUAAGAAAACCAUAAUGUAGAAAUGAACUGGUGUACAUAUGCCAUUUACAUACCUUGCAGAAGAUAGGCAGAGCGGCGUAUGCUGUCAGGAGUUUAUUUCGUUUCGUCCUUUUUCUAUUGCUUAAUCGCUUAGUUACUACACUCUUAAUGCUACACACUUAAUGCCACACUCAAUGCUACACUUUGUCACUGAACUUUAAACUCCACAACUUGCACCUGUGUUGGCAUGCAGGAACACAUUAAAAUCAUUAAGUGUGUGUUAUUAGUCUUGAAGAUGCCAUAUUAAUAAUAAUAAUAACAACACAAUGAUAAUCACUCUGAGGUGCAUUAAAUGUUGUAUAAAACUUUAAUAUAGACAUUGUGCUUAAUCCAUCUAUAUUUUUUUUCAAAAUUAUAUAAUAAACAUGCUACAUAACAUAUAAACAUAUAAAUUAACAAAUAUAAGAUGUUUUUCCAGUCAGCUUGACACAGUGAACAAAAUCCAUUCGUGUCCGGUCUGGUAACAACAACAACUAGUUUGUUUACAAAACUUGCAAACCUUCUACACUCAUGUACUCAUUCUCUCUCUCUCGUUUAAUCUUGUUUACUCACUUCUCACUCUACAUUAAGACUACAAAUACUUUUUGGUAAGUAAUGAGUGUACCGUAUAUGCCUUUUAUCACCCUGUGGCACUUUAAAUGCCUAGUAUAUAAUGUGUGAGUGAGGUAGCCAGAUGGGGGUUACAUACCUGCCACACUUUGAUACCUACCUUACUGUUCAUCUUGCAACCUAUAUUAAGACCAUUAAGACUGCAAAUAUUCCUUGGUGAGGGGCAUCACUGCCUCCCAACAUCAGCUUCCUUAAUUUCUUUUUUCUUCGCCAGGAUAGAAGUGAUUGUUGAUUUGUUUUUGCCAUACAUCCUGGCAAGCUGGAGCACACAACCACUCUCACGGUUAAUUAUGUAGCAGUUGCACUCAAUCAACAAGCACAAAACACAAUGAAUUAUUGUGAAAUGUUUGGAUGAGCGCAGGGUGAUGUUCACUCGAGGAGAAACAAAGCCACACUGACUCACGAUGCCUGCCUGGGCAGGCGGACAGGUCUGGUACGCCGGCCAAAACUCAGGGCACAGUGUGAAACUCAAGACAAAAUUUAGCCGAAAAGCGAUCUAAACUCGGAGCGGCCAAAACUCGGGGAUCCAUUGUACUGUGCUUGUAGAUAAGAGGCAUAAGCAUGACUGUGGUGAGUAAUAAACAUUUUGGCCACAGUUGUAUCUUUUCAUUUGUGCAGGCGUGAUGAUUCUGCAAUUUGUGUGAUGCCUGUCUGAAAGUCUAGCUGACUAUCAGGUUCAUGAGCAGAUCUUUCUCAGAGACCAGAGAGAUAGGCCAGCCAACUGAACACAUGUUAUGCAUGUUGCAGAAUUGUUUCUCUUUACUUAGAGCAUAUGUGAUAGGACAUUCUGGCAGGAUGACACUACCAGUGUUAUCAAAAUUGAAAGGAUUUGGCACAAAUGUUGCACAUGGUUUAUUAUCUAGGUUUUUGAUAUUUCCUAGACCACUUCUGGCCACAUCCAUCUCAUAGCUAUUAAACUUGAGGUCAACAUCACUUUCCUUCUAAAAGGAGUGUUAAUGCUGUUUGCUCUAGCUGGUGCUCAACUGAACUGGUGCUCCCACAAGGUAUUAAGUGGUCCCAGAUUUUUUUAAUACUGUGCACAAUGUUAAGACCUAUAUUUCCUAGGCUUAUCAGGCCUCUAAACUCUAAAUUUAAAGGUAGGAAAAAUAAAACAUUCACCUACGUUUGGAGCAGUAGCAGUAAGAUCUACGUUUGGACUGUUAAUGGGCUAACAAUGUAAAAUUAAUGAAUAUGUUCUGAGCUAUAAUAUUCUGUAUCAAGUUUCAUUUCAUUUUUUCAAGAGAAUUUUCUAACCCAUGUUUUACAUUCAGUAUUGUUUCUUUCCAAUUAGAAAUAGAGGGGUGAGAGUGGGUAAGUGUGAGGGGCAGCUGGUUUGGGUGUGGAAGGGUGUGGGUGGUGUUGUUGGGUGAGGGAGGGUGAAUGGUGAUGGAUAGGAGAGAGGGGGUGACUAGUAUGGGAGAGAGAGGAUGAAUGGGUGAGGGAAUGAGUGGUGUGCAUGAGAGAGGAUGGAUGGGUGUGUGGAUGGAUGAGUGUUGUGGGUGUGAGGGGGGAGGGAAGGUGAGAAAGGAUGGGUUAGUGUGAAAGGGACAAUGUUGUAAUAUAAGGGCCUCAGACAACCCACCUGCCAAUUACAACCACUGAUGUAUUAACACAAUGUAAAUAUUAGAUCUUCAGUUCUUUACCCAGUAUGAGUUCUCUAUGCAGUACAUUCACAUAAUGUUCAUAUACAAUUUUUUGAAUGCAUUUUAUAAAAAAGCAACGAAGAAAAAUAUUUAUAAUUCACCCCUAGGAAAAUAAUAAAUAUAGUUGUUCCAGUAUCAGAAAAGUGAGCCAUUAUUUGUAAUUAAUUGGUUCCAAAAUACCAGUGUUAUAAGUGCAAAACCUCAUAAGUUGGGGCCCCUACUCUACUUCCACAAGGAAAUGCUAAACCCAUAAUGGUCAUACAGUAGUAAUUAAGAUUUGAUCCAAGAAAGAGAAGAAUAGCUCUAAUUUCUUGGAUUAUCAUUCCUUCACCAACAUAAAAGUAUAGUUGACUGUUGUUUAAUUUUUUUUGUAUCUUAUACUGUAUACAGUGAAAUUCAUGAAUUUAUAGAAGAUGGUUCCUAGAAAUUCCUGCAAGUCUAGAAGCUGCAAAUACACCAUUUUUUUUUAAACUGGCUGUAUCCCAUCAUAGCAGGGUGACCCAAAAAGAAAAACAAAAGGCUUUCUUUUUACAUUUAAUAAUUUAUACAGGAGAAGGGGUUAUGAGCCCCUUUUUCCUGGCAUUAUAAUCGCCUCUUACAACAUGCGUGGCUUACAGAGGAAGAAUUCUUUUCCACUUCCCCAUGAAGAAAAGAGGAAAUAAAGAAGAACAAGAACUAUUAAGAAAACAGAAGAAAAACCCAGAUGGGUGUGUAAAUAUAUAUAUGUGUGUGCAUGCAUUUAUAGUGUGACCUAGGUGUAAGUUGAAGCAGUAAGAUAUACCUGUUAUCCUAUGUGUUUAUGAGACAAAAAAAAAGACACCAGCAAUCCUACCAUUGUGCAAAACAAUUACAGGUUUCUGUUUCACACUCACUUGGCAGGAUGGUAAUGUCUCCCUGUCUACCAGCCUACUACCAAGGCCCACUAAAUGUCUUUAUAUUUUGUUUCAGAUUUAGGCUCAUUCUGUGUUUCAGAAGCCAUAUUCCUAAAUAUUGUUCAAACAUAAUUGAUAUUGACAUUCAUAAGAAAAGAGAUGUGGGCAUGGGAAAUCCAGUGAGCACAUUUGGAGGACAUAAACCAAGCCAAGCCAAAAUAACUGAGGAUGUUCAGAGGAGAACCUUGAUUAGAAAAGCUAGAUAACUGUAACACACAAAUGCAUGGCCACACAUUUGGAGGUUUAAGUAGAAAGUAUAUUGGAAUCUAUUAGUGGUCCCAGGGAUCAUCGUCGAAUCUCAGACUAGGCCUCCUCAGUUAGAAAUGAAAUAUUUCAGGAAUAAGAACCAUUAAGAAACAAGAAACGAAACAUAUACUCAAUGUAAGUAGACAUUUUUAAGAUUUAUCUGCAUGUUCAUGAGACAAGAAAAAUCAGUAAUUCUGCGAGAGUGCUGACCAUCAAAUAGGAUUCCAUUUCAACUUCUAAGGCAGGAUCAUAUAGUAGUACAUUACCUCCCUACAUGUUCAAUGUCUACCAACCUAUUAUUCUUCCAGCUGUUUUUGUUAAAAAAAAUUCUGCAACCCCAUUUCCAUAUUUAUUUGAGUUUCAGGGAAUAUAACUCAAGUAAAUGGUUUAAGGUAUACAGUAUUUUUUUAGGAAUUAUACGAUCUGUCUUAAUUAGAAACUGGUGUAUUUUUUUCAUCGAGCUUCAGCAGUAAAUAAAUGUAAAACCUUAAAAGGCGAUGUACACAUAAAUGACAGCUAAAUCCAUGACUUAACCACCUAGAAGCAGACUGUAACCCGUGUAUGAAUUUUGGGUAUUUUAAACGAUGUGCAGAAUCGAAUUUAUGUUUUAAAGAUGCAUACAAUGUGAAGACUUGGUGUCUUUAAAUGUACAAUUUUUAAUUCAGUUUUUAUACUACAGUAUUGUGUUUUUCCAUAUACAUGUACAGUGGUCCCUCAAUUAUCGUCCAUAAUCCGUUCCUGGAAGUGGGACUAUUAUCGAAAUAGACGAUUUUCGAAUCAAUUUUCCCCAUAAGAAAUACAGUGGACCCCCGGUAUACGAUAUUAAUCCGUUCCUGAGAGCUCAUCGUAUGCCAAAAGUAUUGGAAGGCGAAUUAAUUUUCCCCAUAAGAAAUAAUGGAAAUCAAAUUAUUCCGUGCAAGACACCCAAAAGUAUGAAAAAAAAAAUUUACCACAUGAAAUAUUAAGUUUAAUGCACACAAACUGAAGAAGACAUGCACAGUUUGUAGUACUCUACUAACAAUAGAAUACAUGACACUUACCUUUUAUGAAGAUCUGGUGAUGAUUGAUGGGAUGGGAGGAGGGGAGAGUGUCGCACUUAUUGUUUAGAAGGGGAAUCCCCUUCCAUUACGACUUGAGGUAGCAAGUCCUUUUCCGGAGUUACUUCCCUUCUUCUUUUAAUGCCACUAGGACCAGCUUGAGAGUCACUGGACCUCUGUCGCACAACAAAUCUGUCCGUAGAGCUCUGUACCUCCCGUUCCUUUAAGAUUUGUCUAAAAUGGGCCAUAACAUUGUCAUUGUAAUAGUCACCAGCACGGCUUGCAACAGCUGUGUUAGGGUGAUUUUCAUCCAUAAAGGUUUGCAGUUCAACCCACUUUGUACACAUUUCCUUAAUUUUUGAAGUAGGCACAAUGGAUUCCACAACUGGCAUAGGCUUCUCAGGGUUAGCCCCAAACCCUUCAAAAUCUUUCUUAAUUUCCAUACUAAUUCUCACCCUUUUUACCACAGGGUUGGCACUAGAAGCUUUCUUGGGGCCCAUGGUGACUUAAUUUGCAGAAACAAGCACCAAAAACACUGUGAUAAUAUGGAAUGUACCGAAUGUAUGCUUAGAUGCGAGCACACUGACUGGCUUGUAAACACUGGCACGCAUGGGGCAGUUCAGGCCUCACGCGGACGCGUCCCGGACGAGUCGCGUGUGGUGAGGCAAAUUUUUUGCGUUAAAAUGUAUCGAAUACCGGAUUUAACAUAUACCGAUGCCAUCGAAUGCUGGGGGUCCACUGUAAUGUAAAUACAAUUAAUCCGUUCCUGACACCCAGAAGUAUUAAAACAAAACAAUUUUUUACAUGAAAUAUAGAUGUAGUACAUAAACAAUACAAUGGGACAUGAUGAAUGAAACAUUAACAGCAUAACACUUACCUUUAUUGGCAAUUCUUCUUAGUGUAUGGAAGACUGGAAGAGGAGAGAGAUUGCAUUAGUUACUGUUUGGAAGGGGAAUCCCCUUCCAUCAACACCUCAGGUACCAAGUGCUUUUCUGGGGUUACUUCUCUUCUCUGUUUCUUAAUGCCACUAGGACCAGUUUGAGAAUCACUGGAGUCCUGUCUCACAAAAAAACUGUCCAGUGAGCUCUGUUUCUGGGGUCUCUUUAAACUUCCCUAAAAUGGGCCAAGACUCUGUCACUGUACAAGUUGCCGAUAUGGCUUGCAACAUCCUUCUCAGGGUGAUGUUUCUCCAUAAAUCUUUCCAUCCUACCCCACAUUUCAAAAAUCUCCUUAAUUUCUGAAGAAGGCACCUUCUUCCAUCUCUCUUCCUCCUCCUCUGCAGCAAGAUUCUGAGCUGCGAUCUGUUGCUCUUCCUGCUGAAGCUCUUGCACUCCUCAGUGGUUAGCUCUUCGUUGUGGUCCUCCACCAACUCUUCCACAUCCUCCAAGCUCACAUCCAACCCCAUGGAACUCCCCAAUGCCACAAUAGAUUUCACAACUGACAUAGGCUCAUCAGGGUCAGCCACAAACCCUUCAAAAUCCCUCUUGUGGACACAAUCUGGCCACAAUUUUCUCCAAGCAACAACAGCUUCCUUGAUUUCCUUUUUCUUUGCCACGAUGGAAGAUAUGGUUGUAUGGGGUUUGUUAUACGUCCUGGCCAGUUCGGCCACACGUACGCCACUAUCAUAUUGUUCAAUGAUGUUUUUCUUAAAUUCAAUCGUAUUUCUCACCUUCUUUACCAAAGGCUUGGCACUAGGAGCUUUCUUUUGAGCCAUGGUAGCUUAUUUAACACUUGCAAGCACUAAAAUGAAUGGAAUAUUAUGAAAUAUUUCAUAUGAACACGUGAGGGGACCAUCGCUCACUGGUAAACAAUAGCACACUGGCUGGGAAGGGAGGCCGAGGCGGCUCAGAGCCAUGAGUACGCGCCCAGGAUGAAAGACGAUUUGCGAGUUAACAGACCAUUUGUGAGCCAAUAUUUAGACGAAAUAAUGAGACUAUUUCCGAAAUGGACGACUUUCAGGCCGGACGAUUAUUGAGGGACCACUGUACAGUACAAUAGUGCCUCUUUGAAUAAUGCUAGACAUCUUAUUUAGUUAACAUUAAAGAGAUUAACAUGGUAAGUGGAUAUGCAGUAGGUGCUGUACUUACUGUAUAGUACAUAUAAAGUUUCUGAAUAAGCUUGAGAAAGUAGCACCUCAUGUGUUCCUAGAUAUUUGUUUUAUACUUAAAUUUACAUUUGGACAUGUCAGCUAUAAUGAUACUGGAGUCAUUGCAGAGAUUAUUUUUUGCUAAGAAAUAAGGUUUUAUUUAUUGUAACUUUUUCAAGGUAAUGUAUGAUAGAUAUGUUUUUAAUACAUUUGAGAAUUUAAAAAAAUCUCUUUUUAUAAACUGUUUUAAGCACCCAGUAUUGUAAUGGGUUAUGCUGUAGGUUUCAUAUAUAAUAAAUUAGUAAUAUUUUUCA